This is a messenger RNA of Porites evermanni, 6809 nucleotides long. NCBI's taxonomy places the organism in Eukaryota, Metazoa, Cnidaria, Anthozoa, Scleractinia, Poritidae. The record is from the annotation of a GenBank genome assembly.
UUGUUGUCUGCUUGAAGAAAGUGAAAUAGUUUUACAGCAGUUCCUUUUACAACAAUGAGCCCAAGAAUAGCACACUGAUUUUUAGAAUCAGAAGAUGCCUGGUAGAGGAAGGAGUAGGCGGGUCAUAACAUCGAAAGAUUACCAGGAGCCGCUGCGAAGACCAGGUGAAACGCGAGAGACAACGUCUACAGCGCAAGAUGGCGCGAAAGACUCUUCUUCCGCUCUGAGCGAAAGUGAAAAGGGUGAGAAAACGCUUUAUUAUUUUCCCAGUUAAAUUUAGAGAUAUGAUUAAACAUAUAUAAGCAAAUCCUUUAUGGCACAAGGUUAAAGGCUGCUAUUCACUGCCUCAAUCUCGAUCUUCUUAUUAUACAAUUCGGAUCUUUCAUCUUCCUUGACUUAAUAAUUUUGCAUGCCAAUUGAAGUGUAGGGACCGUUUUCUCGUUAGGAUCUUAUAUCAUGUUCGAAUUUGAAUUUUAUCCAGAUCAAACAGUUGCAGAAUAUAAGCUUAAGCUUAUAAUUAUACAAAUAAGAUUAAGUCAACAGGUGAUAUUAAACUUUGCUUUUGUUUCUUAAAUUAAAGAAAUAGUUUUAAUGAGAGUGUAACGUGGUAUGAUGCAGUGCUGUGUGUGAAUACUUGCGUUCAAACAGUUAGGAACUUCAGAAUGCCUGGCCACUUGUCUAAACGCUGCAUGAGGAACACACAAUAGCUUCUUUUGUCAUUCAAGGAGAUUUAAAUAUUAAGUGGCUGGGUAUUCUGAAGUUUAGCCUAUGUAUUAUAAAGAACCAUACUGUGCAAGUUUCUUUUACAUUCUGCCAGAACUUUUUGUACCGUUAUUUGAAAUAGUUAAUGAUCCACCUUUGGAGGAACCAGCCCAUGAUAAACAAGCUGAAGAUACUGGGACAAGCCAAGAUUCAGAGGAAAAACUAUUGAAAGCCAGUGAGCAAAAGGAGUCAGAGGAGAGUGAUGUCUCACCUCAAAAGACAGAAAUUGUUAAUACUACUUUGUCUGAAGGCAAGGAGGAAAGUAUUGUAAACACUUCUACAAAAAUUGAGAAGAACGAUGAAAAGGCUGCAGAACCAGCUGAAGUGAAAAGUGGUGUUUUAAAAACAACAACUGGACAACAAGCAGAUAAGAUAACUAAGUUAUCACCACUUGCGGCAGAGUUUGUUCCAAAAACUGGUUACAAUCUACAGUCUCUAGUAGAAGCACCAGAAUUUGUUCCAAAGUCAUUCUCUCAACAAGGCCAGAGACCUCCAAUGCUCCGACAGCUGAGCGAUAAACCUGAGAAUGAGUUGAUGAACUGUGUGAAAGAUGUGUUGUUUGGUCUAACGCAAACUCCUGGCGAAUUGGAUUCUUAUGUGGAGACUUUGGUGAAGAUGUUGCAAAAGUGGCUGAGUUCUCUUGAUUCCUUGCAGGAAAUUGUGGAUCUCAUCUUUGAUUAUGUAGGUAUAAUUUUAACAGUGGUUCCACUGAGUAUUUAUUUUGCUGGCAGUGCUAACCCUUUUAAACCAAAAAUCUGCAUUAGUAUUUUUUGCACGGUACUCCAUAUUGACCCCCCCCCCCUCCCCCACUUCUCCUGGCCUGCCCAUCACAAUUCAAAUAUGGCAAGCAUUGUUGAACUAAUUUCACUAGCUGUGGAAACCAUUUCUCUCCAAGUUAACUGAGACUGUUUCUUUUCUUAGUCAAUAACAGAACCUAAUUUCCAGUACAUGGCAGCCAAACUGUGUAACUUAUUAUCAGAAAAGGACAAGAACAUUGUAACUAAAUAUGGUGAAAAUUUUCGAAGUGUGUUUCUCAACAGGUACUAUAGUGCAUAUAGUAACAAUUCUGGAUUCUUCAUUCUUAGGGCUUCCACUUAGAUGACCCCAGUAAAGACAGAUUUAAAACAACCAACCUUGCUUAAGAAUUCUAUCUCAGCUCUGUUUUCAGUCAUGAACAUACUUGCAAAUGGACCUUGUUCAUUAAUGUCAGCUGAAAAUGUAUAUUUAGCUUAGCAGAAAGUUAAUGCCAGCUCCAGGAAGAUCUCCUUUUGGUGAUCGCUCCUGGAGGUAAUGUGGAAGGCACUUUACAUGCCCUUGGUCAUAGCACUGUCUGUUGAUUUUCCAGCCUAGUUUGUCCUUUUACUCACUUCAGGUAGCUUCUUUCAACUUCUCAAGAUUUCUUGUCAUGUUUUGUUUUCCAGAUGUAAAGAUGAACAUAUAAAGCGAGUGGCAACCCUGCAAAAUACAGCUACUAAAGCACUUCUUCUUGGCUUUGCAAUGUUUGAGGCUGAGCUCUUUUGUAACUACAGAGUAAGGUUUUUUUUCUAUUUUUUACUUUUAUGCAUUUUAAUACAAAAAUGAGUUAACAACUAAGAGCAGCUUUAGUGCUAGUCGCCUGCAUUCAGGCGGUAUGUGUAUGCCCAGUUGUUCACUAACAUCUUUCACGUGAUUGAAUAACAUGUGGAGUUUCCUUUGUAAAGUGUUUUUUUUUACGGAGGUUUUUUUCACCGUCUUCUUUCCCUGUUCUCUCUCCAUUUAUAAUUUUUUUUCAGUGUGAUGGGUAAAUUUUGAAUGAUUACAUGUAUAGCCCUUAGGUGAGAGUCACCCAUUAAAAGUGUUUCACAGAGGGCUGAUAGAAAUGCUGAACACCCUUCUACAAAACCAUUCAGAGGAUUGCCUGAAAUGUAUUGGAAAGAUGUUAAAGGUAAAGAAGUUGUUUGAUUAAAACUAGUUUGCACUUUGAUGAUAAUUAUUGGUAAGUCUGCAAUUAAAUUUUUGAAAUCAAAUCAAAGUGUUCACUGGUUUUUUACUCUCCUAAAUGUCUCAAAGUUUCUUGGGCUUUGAAAAUUACUCAGUCAUUCUGGUAGCCUGAGAAAACAGCCAACAUUCCGUGACACCACCACUGGUUUCCCAACGAAAUGACAUCUAAGAAACAAGUGCAGAAAUUCCAUACUGAUGACCCAUCACUACCCAGAUCUGGGUAGUGCUUCUGAUUGGUUGAAGCAAAUUUAACUUGCAGCAGUUGACCUAUUAGAAGCACUUCCAAGAUCUGGGUAGUGACACAUCAUCAGUAUGGAAUUUCUAAGAUCGUUUCUCAGAUGUCGUUUUGCGGGAAAACCAGUUGUGGCAUCACGAAAUGCCGGCAGUUUUAUCAGGCUAUCACUCUGGAGAAUUUCAAUCGUGAACACUUUUCUUUUAGCUACAAAGAUGCGUUUUUAAUUUGUCCUUACCUUUGGAUGUAAGUUGUAAUGUGAAAAAUGUUGUGAUGUAUUCUCUUAAUAGUAACAUUUGCUGAACAUUUUUUAGAUGACGGGCUUUCUUCUGGAUGAUCCUCAAUUUUUUGAUGAGAAAGACCGCAAAGAAAAAGUUGAUAAAGUUUUCAACGAUGUCAACAACCUGUCAAAAGACUCUAGUCUGUCAGAAAGGUAAUCAUACUCCUUGUUCAGUUUGACAUCAGUCUUCCAGUCUUUAAGUAUGAAUUAAUUUUUUUAGUGGUUGCUGUUUCACUGUUGCAAGGAAUGAAUUUCUGAGUGAGUUGGGGUGGGGAAGAUAGGGAAGGGGGGCUGGGGAUGAAAGUCAUAAAGCCAUGGUAUUGUUUGAUUAUCUAAGGCAAAACUGUUAAUUUUAUGGUGUGUAUGAAACUAUUGGAUAUCAAGAGGAUGUUAAAGGGGCUAUGACUUGUCACAAGGACAUAGCUGUUUUAGAGUAAUUCCGUGCUUAAUUCAUCACUCAGUGCCUUUAGUCAUUAUUAUACAAAACGCUCCUCGAAAGUUAUGAUGAAAUUUUUAUCGGGGAGCACUGUAAACCAUAAUAUUUGUUUUGGUGAUUUUUGCUGGCAUAGCAUUAAAAAGUGAAAACCUUGGCCCAACUUUUUCAAGUUUCAACUGCAUGUGCAUCCUUGUCAUCUGUUGCAACAGAUAGAAAACAGUUUUGGUGCCUACAAUAUAGUCUUGAGAAACAAAACUGGACAUUAUUUCUGGAAUUCAAUUGAGCUUCUUAAAAAGAGAGCAAAUAGCUUGGCAUAGCCUCUUUAAGUUGCAUGGCUGGUAAGUAUUUUUUUUUUCUGGUGUCUUGGCAGUGUCAGAGAAUUAUUGUCAAAAGUGAUGGAACUAAGAGCUUCCAACUGGGGGAGCGGGACGAGUGAGGGAGCUGUUGGAAAUUACCCUGUUUAUCGUUCAGAUGAUGGAUAUUACUAUUCUGAUUAUCCCCUGGGCAUGGUAAGUUCUUUAUAACAGAUUUGUCACAAGUAACCUUAAAAAAGUGGGGUAUUUUUUGUGCUGCAGUUUUGUUUUACCUUUAUUCUGUUCUUUGUCAAUGGUAAUUUCUGAUUAUAAGUCAGGAUAAAAAUAAAAAAAUAAUUAGACCAAAGGGAAAAAAAGUUAGAUAUGAAAAUUAUUUCUGUUUGUCAUGCAAAUGACACUAAUAUUCUAAUGAAAGAUUUUCCAGUGGAUCUCAUUUUGCAUUGGUGGGUUUUGGAAACUCGGAAAUAGCCUGUUUAAUUAUAGGUUGUCCACAGUUGUUUUUAACGAAUCUCACGCCUUUGUGCAAGUGGUCAAUAGCCCCCUUCCCUCCCCCCAACUCCACAGUUUUCAUUUUCAUACCACACUUAACGAUCUCUGAAGAGAGCUAGAGGGCCUGUGAAAGGACUAGUUAAGUUUUAAUACUGCCUUUUGAUGUUUUAGGAUGAAUUAAGCUUACAAGAUGACUUGACUCCUGUGACAAACCCAGGUGAGAAAGAAUUGAAAAGAACAUAUGUUAAUUUCAAAGUGCAUCAGCUUGGUACCAAUGGAAAAACCUUAUUACAGAGAAUUCAUUGCAUUAAUCGGUCAACUGACUUGCGAACCCUGGUCUUUCAUGGACAGUUUUUUCAUUGAAGAUGCGUUAUGUGUCGUUGAUUGAGCCCGAUUACAUUAAUCUGUUUUCUUCGUCAAAAAUGGUGACUCCGAGCCGGAAAUAUACCGUUCCAAGGAAGAGAGAAAAACUGCUACUGCUCCGCCGGGCAUUGAAUAAUUUUCAAAUGUAUGGUGUGUCGUUCAGCAUUCAUGAAGACCCCUCAAGUAAACAGGAUGAUGUGAGUUUCCAGUUAUGUGUGAAAGUCAUAUCAGCACAAUAUCGUGUCUGUAUUACCUGGACACGCCCUAAAGGGGACCUUGUUCAGAGGCAUCCUGUUUAGGUUUGUUCUCUUAUACAGAUCAAUGGAGCGACUAUUAUGAUGAUGUAGAUGAACCAUCUCGGAUGCAGGAGACAUAUAAGUACUACUUUCCAGACCAGUAUAAUGAUGAUGAUGAAUACUACGUGUAAGUGGUAAAAAUUCUUGUCCUAUGUGAAAUGUUGGCUAAUUUUUUAGUACCAGCUUCAUCGGUAUACCUUGUUUUAUAGCCCUCGUUUGUGUUCAAAAACUCCGGCCAGUGCUCAGAAAUUCGUGAAUCUGAAUCUCUGUUUUGCACAGAGACCUCUUUGCACCUCUGGGAGGCUUGUGCGGGAAAUCGAAAACCGUGGGGGACGUAUGAUGGUAGAAACUCUGUGUUAAAAUCUUACUUCAUUACUACCCUCUGCACAGUGCGCAAAGCGCGAAUGAAAACACAACGACAUAUAUGGAGUGUGACUCUUGCUGGGAGCCUGAUGGACACAAUGGACCAGUGCGUGCUUUAUUGACAAGAUAUCUUCGCAAUACAGUUCAACAAUACAAAUGAUCUUAAAAGUAAUAUAAAAAAAUUACGGAAAUAAUAUAAUUUCUACAUAAACGAACAUUUAAAUAAUAUGGAACGUGACAGAAAGUAGAAUCACUACCCGGUACGAAAACCCGGAAUAAAAAACCCAUUGGGGCAAAAAAAAACCGGGAACGUACUCCUCGAUCGAAUGCAGUGUAUCGAGCUCCGAGGAUUAGAGCUUUGGACUAACUUAGGAACUAAUAAUAAGUUUGGUCACCGACAACGGCUGUCCAAAAGGCGAGAUAGCCAAAAACGCUUCUACGUCGACAGUUAUACAAAUACUCCUAAUGUAUAAUGAAAUGUACACAGGCAAAAAAUUUCCGGGUUCCAGAAUCUGGAAUACCUUACAGAGAGAUCCGUAAAAUUUUGAUUGAUUGAGUUCUUUGCUUAUUUCCUUUUUGUUUUCAGUCCUGAGGAUGAUAGUGAAUAUUAUGUUGAAGAGGAUCCUGAAUUUGAUGAUGAAAUAAAUGAAGAAUUCGAAAAGUUUUUACAAGAACAAGAAGGCUUAUUCAACUGAAAUUGUGAGAGCAUCAUUGUCCACAUUCUAAGCAUUAAUUGACAGUAAUGUUGCGGUAAUAAAGGAGUAAAGCACGUGCUUUUCAACCUGAAGAAUGAUGGACUUAAGUCUCAGACUAGGUUUGCUGUGUUUUGUUGCGAGCCCUGUUGCACCCAGAGUAGAUCAGUUAUAUAUGAGAUGUGUAAUAUAAUUUAAACUUUUGAUUCCACGGCGGAAAUCCUUAGGUGUGACCAAAAUUUCUCUUUCAGUGCUUUUAGGCGUGUUGUUUAUAGUUCUAAGUAUUGAGACUGUGGUUGAAAUCCUCAGGUAGUUUAAGGUAUGAGCAUUUAAAUGACGUCUCUUCAGGAGCACUUUCACUUGGUACUAUUUGUUUUGCUGUUUUUUUUUUUUUUUCAAUAUUUUACAACAUGAAACUCUAAUUUUUCUUGAAUUGUGAAUGAAAGUCUUAAAAGAUUGCCAUAUUUGGCGCUAAACUAGAUGUAUUAAGACAACGACGAUUUCAAAUCUAGGCUUAUUACUGGUGUGUGAGUAAAGACGGAGAUUAAAGUGUGCCAGCUCAGUUUUCAACUUCAUGGAAAUAAACUUUUUCUUUGACACUU